AUGAUAAGAGAUAUUAUUGUUGGGUCCCUUUUCGUUUUGGUAAGAAGGGACGCAGUAGUUAGGUUUUUAGCUCCCUUAUAUGGAGUAGGGACAACGGUUCUCCCGCCAUACAGCCAAGCCAAGGCCGAUCCCUUAAGGCACACUCCCGUAGUUUUCAAUUUCUCUAAGUCAAUCAGCCUACUCACCAUAAAGUACCAUUCCACCUUAAAUACCCAAGGUGUUGGAUCAUCCUCCUCAUUAAAAGGGAUUACAAUGAAUGGUGAUCCCUCAAAACCACCUUGCGAGCUUUGGCAUUACACCAAUCCUCUAACACCGAGCUGGUCGGUUGUAAAAUGGCCUUUGUCAAAAGGAAACUACCCCGCCACACACCGA
Messenger RNA from Dovyalis caffra, 372 nucleotides. The record is from the annotation of a GenBank genome assembly. Lineage: Eukaryota; Viridiplantae; Streptophyta; Magnoliopsida; Malpighiales; Salicaceae.